Molecule: messenger RNA, 9462 nt
Organism: Zootermopsis nevadensis
Lineage: Eukaryota; Metazoa; Arthropoda; Insecta; Blattodea; Termopsidae
Product: DBF4-CDC7 kinase regulatory subunit chiffon
Biological process (GO): positive regulation of nuclear cell cycle DNA replication; regulation of cell cycle phase transition
Cellular component (GO): Dbf4-dependent protein kinase complex
Molecular function (GO): nucleic acid binding; zinc ion binding; protein serine/threonine kinase activator activity
Source: RefSeq, a predicted model, not a curated record
ACUUAAUUUUGAUUUAUUUAUUGUGUUGCGACGAAUUUAUAUCAGAAAGGAACGGCAUGAAAACAACUUUAUGUUUAAAUUUCCCGCUUUCAUACUUCCGGUAUGCUUACAAUUUUAAAUAACUCCUGAAUUGCGCUAAGCGAUCUUCAUUAAAUUAUUUGUGCUGUGUUAUUUGAAAUUUUGGCGGUAAAUGUCUAGACGGGAAGUGUGAUACAGCGGUGUUGAUGAUGACUUUGCUAAUAGAAAUUUGACUUUAUUCUUCGGCAUUUGUGAAUAGCAGUGACUAACAACAUGAAACGCUUCACUGAACAGCUGGGAGUGAGUGAUGUUUAGCUUAAAAUCAAUAUCAUUCUGAUCGUGUUGUGUAUUCUAUAUAUAACGCAAUGCCGCCAGAGCGUGCCACUGUGAGUGAUGGUGUUUGUUGUGGUGGGAUCGUGGUGGAGAAAUGUGUGCAAACGACUAUUUGAAUGAUUGAUGUGAAUUAUGCAUGGUUAAGACGCUAUUUACGUGUCACACAGAAGCUACAGUAGAUAAAGAGUAUAUUUUAGAAACAAUUUUAUUUCUUGAGCCGUUAUUUUCUGUGUCAUGAAAGCUUCAUACGGGCGGUUGUAAUUGACCUAUUCUCUUGCGGGUCAGUUUGGCCAUACGAUGUAAUGGAAGUAGGGAUGCCUGUGCAACUAUUACGGUAUGAAUAAUGUAAAAUUGUUAGUCACACAAAAUGCGCACUUUGGAAUAUUUAUUAUGUAACCUACGUCGAACUGGCGUGUGUAAACAGCUUGGUUAUUUUCUGUGUUGAAAGUCUGUGUUUACAUGAAGGAAUGUUAUCAACUUCCAAAACAGACAGGCAGAAGGAAAAAGAAGGUCGAAGUCAGAAAUGCAGUGGUGCCAAACCUUUACUGAACAAGAAAUUCUACUUGGAUCUAAAAAAUCACAUUGCUUCAAGUAACCUCGAACAGAAACUGAAGUCACUAGGAGCAACAGUUGAAUGGUUUCUGGUAAAGGAAGUGAACUAUGUAGUGACAGAUCGGCCACAUUGGACCAGUGCUGGCACAGCUGCAAGUGGUGGCUCUGUUAGUGGCAGCACACCAAAAUAUGGUGCUAUUCCAUCAUCUUCCUUGACUCCUCUCGGUGGGCAGUGUUCCAACGAAUCUCCAGCCACACUUGACUCACCAGGAGAUGGAUUGAGAAGGGGGGGAAAGAAGAGAUCUAAGACUCGAGCGGAGGCAAUGCUGGAGAGGGCCAAGCUACAGCCACAACAAUGCACAGUUGAUCCACUAGAUAAUGCUGCUCGCUGGAGUAUUCCCAUAUGGCCUCUAGAGAAAAUUCUCAGGUGGUUGGAUAAAAUUUGUGAGAAAUAUUUGAAAAGAUCAUCAUCUUGUGAUAAAAUAAAAUUAUCUUCCACUGGAUUAAGGGCACCUUUUAUUAAGAUUGAAAGCAUUAACAGGAAUUCCAGGCCAUUGUAUAAGGAACUGUCAGUGUGGCCAACUAUUAACUUGGACUUUGAACCAGGAGGUUGUGCAUUCAGUCCUCCUAAAGUGUCAGAUAAGAAAGACCGAUGUACAGGAAAACAAACAGAAGAAGGAAAAGAAGCAAAUGAUGCAGCACGGUCCACAAAACAUCCUUUGGAGACCCCAAGAAUGACUCGUAAGGCUCGGAGUCGUUUUCAGCGAGGGAAUGAUGCGGCAGUAGCGUUACGGAACUCUGCCAUUGUGUCUGGCUACUGUGAAAUAUGUCAGUUAACCUACGCAGAUCAGAACAGACAUGUACAAAGUGAUCACCAUGUACAAGUUGUAGGCAACAAGAACAGCUUUAACUCACUGGAUCAGCUCAUCAGUCAAGGGCCAGCGAUGGACACUUUCCUUAAGCUUAAUGGAGCAAACCAAAUGAGCCCUUGCCCAGCCGAGUUGAGUGGCAACAGUCGCCGUUCUAUGCGCAGCAUAGUGAAGCUGCAUUCUCUUUCGCUUGAUACCUCAACAACCAUCUCCUCCCCUGUUGUCUGGAAAGGAAAUGAACUGCUUUCUCCAACAUCAAAGAAGCCAUCUCCAGUCUCCAACAUAAACGGACAUCAUGCCACUCGUUCAGCCUCAGGUGUGAAGUCUUCUCUUGAAGAAAAAAGUAAAAUGUUGCUUCAGCAGAAGGAGAGCUUAGAGGUACAGUGCAAUGGCAUCUGGAGCCACUGCUAUGGCACAAGGCAUGGUGGAAUGAAAGGCCCUAUCUCUGGGAACGUUGUGCGACGUGAGCAGUGGGAGUUGCAAGGAGGAGGUGGCAGCAGACCCCAGCGAGUGAGGCGAGCAUCCGCUUCAUUCUGUAGUAGCUCCUCUCCUUCCCUGCAGCAGCAACAGCAGCAGCUGUCUCCAACAUGUAGUGACUCAGGUCAUCACCUGCGCUCACGUGGGCAACUAUGGCUGCCCAGUAGCCUGCUGGGAACAACUGCAGAAGAUGAGGGCAAUCCUGCACGGACCCGCCUGGGCCACACUUCUGCUGAUCCACAACCUGCCCGUACCUCUCGCGACAUCCCUCUCGCUAGUAAUGAAGACAAAUCCAAGACAGGUCCAGUUGUUAAGGAGGAGACAAAACCUUUGUUGUGCCAGGGUGGAAAUGGUCAGGUGAUUAGAAGGAAACGUUUAUCUGUGGAGGAAAAAUUAAUAGAGGACAAUAAAGCAUAUUACAAGAUAGAGUUAAAGAACAGUAAGCUGCGAUCAAGUGGUUAUUUCCCAAUCCAAAGAGAUAUUGAGAUGCCUAUGAAAACAGAAGUGAAAGAAGAGAAGGUGGAAUCAAAUUUUAUUCAGAAAUCUUCGAAUGACUUAAAGUGUAAUGGGGAACAGGGUCGAGAAGGAACUAAGAUGGAAGAAAUAGUUUCUGUGAAAUUUCAGAGGGUAAGGAGAAGUGAACUUACAUUACUAAGUGAUGAAGCAGAAAGCUUCAUGUUUGGCGAACCAGUACGACAUGACAGCCCUACUGAAUCAUCCGAGGAAGAGGAAGAGGAAGAAGGCAAACGUAAGUUUAAUAAAAAUUUUAAGAAGGAAAGUGUGUUUGAUGAGACCAGUGGAAAGCGGGCGAGUGACUACAAAAAGAAUGCAAAGGAAGAUGAAGGUGGCACAGGAGAGCAUCCAAACACCACACAUGUAGUGCAUUUGAAGAUUGAUGGUGAAGAUGGGAAUGCAUGUAACAUGUUGCAAUGUGAUGAGAGUUCAGUGUGCUCCAUGGACACCUGCAGUCUGGCCAGCAGUUGCGAUACCAAUGGCGCAACUAGGCGAAAGAGGAAGAGACGCACUCACGCCGAAGCCUUCAUACAUGACAAUUUGGAUUAUUACAAAUUUGAAAUACCUGGUUCUCGACUUCGUUUUCAAGGAAGCAUACUUCCCCCAAGUGUGGCUCCUGUUGAAGUAAAGGCUGUCUCUAACAACAAAGAUAAUAGUGGAAACAGGCUUGCAGGUAGUGCAUCAAGUUGCUCAAAGCUGGAAUUGGUUUCUAAAGGGGGCAAAGCCACUUUGGAAUGUGCACUGUUACAUUCCAAAGUUGUAACAUGUAGCAAUGAAGUAACAAAUGAGAAGCAGAAAAUAGUUCAUACCCAAGAAGAAUCCAAACAGAAGGUUGUUGAAGAAAAUGAAAGUAAGAAUGGCAAGAAACUGGAGAAAGGGGAUGACAGGAAGAAGGAAGAACGCGAUGAAUCAAAUGUAAGAGAGGCGAUGGAAAGUGAGUUGCCGUCAACUAUGGAGAAACUACAUUUUUCAUUUGAAGUUGUUCCACAAAGUGAGCCCUGGUAUCAGACGUACACACGGCAAGAUGAAGGGGAAGAAUUCUAUGCUUAUUCCUGUAUGAGUGACUCCUGUUACUGGAAACCAUUUCUUUUACCUUAUGAAUUGCCUUCAUCAGAAGGUCUUGCAUCUGGCAGUGGUUGCUCAGGAGGUGUAGCUGGACCUUCUGGUUUAAUGAGGAGAAGACGUAACAGAUUUGCUCACUUGCUAGACAAAAAGCCUAGGAAGUCUCCCAGAUGUCAUGCUUCAACUUUGGCAAUUUUGUCAAGUUUAAUGCAUCACAGAAGAAGGAAAGAGCCAGGCAGGCCCAAAGAAGAGACACAGAAAUCUGAAACUGCUUUUAACAAUUCUGCUGAAGAAGACAAUACCAGUAGAGAUGCACCCAGUGUCAGUAUAGAUGCACCUUUCACUUGUCCUGAGGUGGCACUGUCAGUCAGAUCUGUUUCAGUAGUACCAGCAGUAAAUUCAGACUUCAAGUCAGAAUCAGAUGCAGACCUUCACGAGAUUGCAAGAAACAUCGACAGAAUGUUAACUUUGGGGAGUGAAGGGGAAGAAGUCAGUGGCAGUGACAUUGAUGCAAGUGGUGAUGAAUUAAAACAGGAAACAUCUGUAUCCCAGAAACUUACAGAUAAUAAGAACCGUAAACCACACAUUGGGAAGAAAAAUGUUUAUCAGCAUCAAAAUAGAAAGUGUCCUUCUAAAGCAAAGAAGUUAGAGUUACACUUGAGUAAACAGAAUGAACAUUUGGAAAUAGAUCCCAUGGUGCUAGAUGAGCUAAGUGUCGAACAAUUUGUAGUGAGCUCAGUUGAACAUGAUGAACAUCGUUGCCGUGGCGGGCCUAAAAUGGAUGUUGUAACUCUCCUAGAUGAGUUUUCCACAUGUCGAUGCAUGGACGAGCCUCCAGUAUUAAACAAGGACCCUGUAGGAUGCUUGACUAAUCCAUCACUUCUGGGUGAAUCAUCAUGCAAUAGUUCGGAAUGUGGAGCUUCAUCGACGUGUGAGACUGUAACAUUUUCAGAUGGCCCUGAAGGAAGGAUCGUGCGAAUACAUGGAAGGAAGAGGAAACGUAAGAAAAAUCUUACAGGUUGGCCAGCAGAAAAACAGAGAGGAAAAAGAAGGCUAGUAAAUAAACUAAAUAGGGUUGAUGAGAGAGUUUUGUCUGGUGACGAUGCACACGGGAAGUUUGUGAAUGUGUCAGAUAAAUUGCACUCUUCAGCUGAGGAAAAAAUUGUUAUUGCAAGUGAAGUGAUUAAGGGUGGUUGUGAUAGGGUCAAGAUAGGAACAGUUGAAACAGUUGGGUGUCAUAAUGAAUUUGAUGAAAAGUCUGAUAGAGUGGGGGAUUGUAAGGAAUGUGAUGGGGGUAAAGUGGUUAAGAAUUCUGCUAGUGAACCUUCAGUUAUCCAAGAAAAGCAUGUGUCUAUUGUAUCAAGGACAGACAGUUUGGAAUCAAGUGGUGGACACAGCUCAUUGGAGUUCCAGCCGUGCGUCAGGGUCACCAAGAUACCCGAUAUCGCUGGUGUUAUGGUAGCCAGUUUGCCAAUCUCAUCUUCUUCCUCGUCAUACUUGGUUGCUGGAAUCUCCAACAAUCGUCGAUUACGAAGCUCUUCUCUGUCUUCCUCGUCGCCUGGCACUUCUGUUCCUGUUUCAAAAAGGAGUCCGUCACUAUCAAAUGAUGGCUUCAAAAGGCUUGGGCCUUCUCCUUCCAAGAGAAGAGCAUCUCCACGCAAAUGUAUACCCCGUUCAGGCAUGCAGUGGAGCAUGUGGUCUGCACGGAAACGGAGGUGAUCUUGACAUGCCAUCCCCUACAAAUCAUUCUUUGUGUUCAUUUUUUAAAAUAUGUCAUUAAAUUAUAUAUAUAUAUAAAUAAAAAUAGGGCAUAAAGAAAGGUGAACAAACAGGUUUGAAAUGAACUGAAUAGAGGAAACAUAAACCACAUUGCAUGUAGGAGCAUAUGGCAUGACGUAUUGCAUUAUGCAACUCCCAACAUUCGCCUUGCAGCAAAGAGUUUAAAAUGUUUGAUAAAUGUUGACAUGCUGUUGUAUCCUGAUAGCUUGUUUCUUUGAAUUAUUAACAGAUCAUUUUACAUAUUGAAAUGCUCAUGAUUGCAUCUGAAAUGGUGAGUAUGGAUCCAAUUUGAUUUUUUUUAAAAAAAAAAAACAUUGAAGUAUAUUAUGUACUGUUCAGGUCUCAUCUUUACAGGCAUAUAAGCUAGAGAAAUGUUUGGAAGAACGUGUUAUUCGAAAGAUUUAGUGGUACCUCUCACACCAUUGGAUGCUGAUAUAUUUUCUUCAAAAUUGGUUGCAUCUUAGUUGCCGUUCUAUAUAAAUCUGGUAAUGGUGAAAGUGAAUUUUUGUUUUUAUUACUGCCAGCAGCAUACAUAUUGCAUGUCGCAUGUGGUUGUGUUAUUGUGUAAAUUAUUCCAUAAUGGAAAUUUCAUAUGGGGCCAUAAUGUGAAAUCCCAAAGAGAAUAUGAACAUUUUCCUACAUUUUGGUGCCUUGUGGUAAUAUUAUUCACUCUUUAGGAGCCUGGGCCAUUCACAUAGUUUCAUUCAUCUUUUAAAUAAUGAAAGUAAAAUCAGCUGGAUGAUGUUAUACCUUGUAAGUUUUAGAACAGAACUGUGCAUGUUUAUUUUUAUAUUUUAUUGUGAUAUUAAUCCGACACACAAAAUGGCUUUGGUUUCGGCUAGAUCAUCGUCUCGCAGACUUUCACAGUGUGAGGUGUUUCGUUUCAUCUUUCGAGUCUGUCGCACAUUGUUACAUCGGACAGUCUGCCUGUGCUACAUACCAUCCCUUUCCUAAUCAGGAUUUUGAGAAAUGUCUCCCUAUCUCUCACACAACUUUUCAAAAAAUAAAACUCUAUAUUGAAAUCAUGCUGCUUUCCCAUCACAUUCGGUUUGAAUUAGAAUUUGGAAGGCAGUUUCACAUGUUAUCUGAUAACCAACUCUGAAAUGGUGUAUUCUGAAGUGAAGCAUAAAUCCAGUGUACUGAUAAUGUAUUAAUAUAAUGAAUACGUUAAUAUUCAGCCAGUGUGUUACUACAUGCAGGCCCCAGUUUGAGUCUUUCAUUACUGUAGCGUGGAUAAAUAGAAAACAGUUCCUGUUGCUAGAAUUCCCAGCAGUACCACAUGCUACACUACGUUAUAAUCAGCUAUUAUUCGGGCUCUACAGUAGAUUAGGAAAGACACUAAGAAUGGCUACUCUUCAGCACUUGUAUUUUCCUUUCGUUAAUUUAUUUUUCCCGUGUUCUUGUUUAUUAAAUAAUUUUGGAUUUUGUUCAAAAUUUCAAUAUAAAAUAUUUUAAUGCCAGAAAGUACCUAUGAUAUUUCAGUUAUUUUGUUGUAACAACUAGUAUUUCAGGGUGUGUUUACUGGAAACUAGCCACAGUGCAAAUUGGGUGCUAGGUGUAAUUUGUGUUUCUUGCUGAUAAAUGUAAUGUAUUAAAUUUCAGGUGUGUUUGCAUUCAAUUUAAGUGCCUUUUGUUGAUGGCAUAUUUAACACAUCUGAUUUCGAAUUUUUUUCUUUAAUUAUGACUGGUUUAUCAUUAAUUGCCGAACCCUGUCCAGUUUAGUUCUGUUAAUAUUUUCAUUCCCAAUUUCUCUUGUAGCUAUUUUAUUGUUUUCAUCCACAUGAAUAAUUCAUUGACACUGACAAACUCUUAAAUAAGCUCUCUUGUGUAUCAUCCUUUCAUUUUGUUUCCUUUCUACAUGUCAUCCUUCAAUAAUUAGGCAUAUUAAUUGUUUACAGUCUUAAGAAUGUAAUUCAUGUCUGUUGCUAAAAGAUCCCAUAUUUUUAGGAUGUAACAGGCUUUUUUUCGCAAAAAGAAUUCUAGAAAUUUGUUCUAGUUCAGUGUCUAUAAAUUUAGCAUGAAACGAAUGAGGUGGCAUUGCAUAAAAUACCUCUCUGUAGACUUAUAAAGUCAGUGUUAUGAAGCCUGCAAAUGAAAGAGACUCACCAAAGAAGCAAUGAACAGAUUAGUCAAAAAGUGUGCAGUGUGAUGCAUCUUCACACUGUAAAUCAUGAAAAUUGUUCUUAUUUCUUCUGCAGAAUAACCAACAUUUCUGUAUUCUGAAGCCUUUCAAAUUUAUUUAAGUCUUCACAGGAUAGUAUUAACAGUGGGUAUCACUAACUAAACACUCAUAGUCGGUAUGUCACUCACAAAAUGUCUGUAUUGGUUUAUUUUGGUUCCCAGAAUUCACAGUGUUUUCACUGUCAUUUUGUUGUUGGUAAUGAAGGCUUGAUGCAGUUUUUUGGAGGUGGGAACUGAAGUUUUUAAUAUUGUAUGUGAACUUUGCCCAGUGAAUUUUUUUAGAUAUGCUGUGCACAAGAAUCGCAAAUAUUUUUACUAAUAACAUUUGUUUAUUUAUUAAGAAAUAUUUUUGUUUACUUUGUCCCAUUAUCAUUAACUUUGAAAUCAUCUGAAACAGUAACAAAAAUGGCUGUCUUCUGCAUUGUAGUCUGGUAGCAGUUUACCAGUGAUUCCUGGUGAUGGAGGCAGCAAGGACCUUUGAAACAUUGGUAAAUGUCUACUAUACUACAUGGUGCUACAACCCAGAAGAUAGCCAUAUUUGUACUUACGCCAUGAAAAGAUCAAAUCAACAUUGUGGUGUGAUUGCUGUUGCAACUGGUAAAUUACUUUUAAUGUUUGUCUUCAUUCUGACGGUAAAGUUUGUGGUGGUUAUGGAAGAAUAUUUAGCUAGAAUAGCUGCAGAGUCUAGUGCCACUAUUAGUACAAACUUAACAAAACUGACUUAUUUCAAUUCAUGUAAGUUUUAGUGAAUCAGAAACAUUUGAAAUAUUAACUUUAUUUGUGGUAGAAACUUAUAGUUAUUGAAACCAAAGAACCUGGUGUCAUGUCUAAUUGUAAAUAGUUCCUAAGGGGCUUUCAGAAGUUACCUCAGUUAGUUGAAUUUUAUCAUUUGAAGUGUAUAGACACUUUUUGUGCAUGAAGAAGUUGGUGUUGGCUUCAGUUUAUAUUUUAAUUUUAUUUAUACAUUUUCCAGAUUUGAAUAUUUUAUGUCUUAAUUUCUGUAUUUUCUCUAAAUUUGAAUACUCAAACAUUAGUAAUUUGCUGGUUGUAUGGUGAUUAAUUUUAAUUACCUGCCGUGUUCCCCAACAACUUUCAUGGUAUUGUAGUGUGGGCAAAAUGUUUCCUCUGUUCUGUUUGCUUUACAGUCAUUGUUCCAUAAAUUAUAUUUACACAUAUAACAUGAUUGUUUGCAAAUGUAAUUAUUAUUAUUUUGUAAUUACACAAUCAUCUUUUAAUGUAUUUCCAAAACAAUAUUUUAUAAGUUAAUAAUGUAAUUUGUAUUGAAAAAAGAGUUUCUAUUAAUCAUAUUUCUGCUGUUAUAUUUUUACCUCCUACAGUUUUAUUUUCUCUUAUCUGCUAUACUGAACCUAAUUUAACAUGUAAACGGGAAGUGUAUCGUAGGUUCUCCGAGAUGUAAUAUUGUAAGUUUAUAUAGUGUAAAUAUUGCAACCAACUUCCCUCUCCUGUCUCCAGUGCAAAAUUAUACCAUCCAGUGUGACAGAUGUAUUGUAUUGUAGUUAGUAUUAUGUCAUGAUUCAUUUCAAAAUGAAAUUAAUAUUUGUACUUUAAAUAUUAUUUAAUUACAUAGACUGGUAAUGUCUGUACAAGGAAAAUUGUUUACAAACUGGAAAUGAUAUAUUCAUUACAAAAUUUCUUCUAAUAGAAGAUUUUACUUUCA